Oikopleura dioica is the source of this 2250-nucleotide messenger RNA. Lineage: Eukaryota; Metazoa; Chordata; Appendicularia; Copelata; Oikopleuridae. The record is from the annotation of a GenBank genome assembly.
AUGGGUGAAAAUGAGAGCAACUCGUCGAAGAUGCGAGUCGUCGUCAGAAUUAGACCCAUGAACACGAGAGAAAUAAACAAUGACGAAGAGAGUAUAAUCGAGCAAAUUGACGACAAGGCGCUAGUAUUCGACCCAGAAGUCGAAGAAGACGCCUACCUGCAAGGCUUCAAAAAAGUGGCUCGUCUGGGACAGAAGAAAAAUCGAAAACACCGUCCCCGACGAAACAAUACUUUCUGCUUUGAUGCAGUUUUCGGCGACACCUCCACACAGCAAGAGGUGUACGAGCAGACGACGGCAGAUACGAUCGAAACGAUCGUUGAGGGCUACAACGCCACCGUCUUCGCGUAUGGAGCCACUGGCGCUGGAAAAACGCACACGAUGCUCGGUACGCCGGAGGAUCCAGGAGUCAUCUGCAGAACAGUCCAAGCGCUCUUUACAAAAAUGGCAGAGUUGAGAGAAUCUUCGACGGAUACGAAGUACAAAAUCACUGUCAACUACCUGGAAGUCUACAACGAGCGAAUCAACGAUUUGCUGAACGACAGUAAGAAAUCAAAAGACCUGCCGAUGCGCGAUAUUGCCGGAGCUAUAAACAUCCGAGGACUGUCAGAAAAAGAGCCGAAAACGGCGGAAGAACUCAUGGCCUGGCUCAAGGAGGGCAACAAUCUGAGAACACAGCAUCCAACCGAUGCGAAUGCGCAGAGUAGUCGAUCUCAUGCCGUUUUCGUUGUGCAUUUCACGCAAAUGGCAGGAACAACGAGGACGAUUUCAAAGUUGACUUUGGUCGAUCUUGCGGGUUCCGAAAGAGCGCAGGCUACUCCGAAUAUGGGCCUGAGACUCCGCGAAGGUGGUAACAUUAACAAGUCAUUGCUGGCACUUGGCAAUGUUAUCAACGCGCUUGCUGAUCCGAAACACAAGGGGCACAUCAAUUAUCGAGAUUCGAAGCUGACGCGAAUCCUUAAAGACGGUCUCGGCGGAACUUGCCGUACGAUUAUGAUUGCCAAUGUGUCCCCUGCCGACAAAGUCUAUGAAGAUACACUCAAUACGAUUAAGUACGCUGACAGAGCGAAAUCGAUCAGAUCUAGUCUGACCAAGAGAGUGAUGGAGACGCAAAUGCAUGUCGGAAACUACAAAAAGAUUAUCGAGGAUCAGAAACUUCGAAUCAAGCGACUUGAGGCGGAGAACGCAGAGCUUAAAAAGAACGGCCCAGCGAAGACAGGUCGAUUGUCGAAGGCGGCUGAUCCCAUCUGGGGCACGCUGACAAAGCUCCAGUCGGAAGUUAUCAGGCUCACCGGCGAGCAGCGAAUCGCCAUGUGCGAGAAGCAGCUCAAAGAAUUCGACUUUGAGGUCAAAAAACUCGCCACUGAGAAUACUGAACGCACGCCAGGCUCGAACAGAUACGAGCGAACGCUGGCAAGCUUCGACCUGCGCGUGUCUCGCAUUGAGGAGAAAAUCGAAGAGCAUAUCAAACAGUUCAAGAACUCAAUUCCUCAAGAAAAGCCGACAGAUGAGGUCAAAUCGCAGCAGGCGGCGGAGGUGAACUAUCAAAAGUCCAUCAUGUACCAAAGUCUCUGCGGAAAGCUCUUCGAGAAGAUCAAGCAGCAGCACGAACUGAUCGUAAAAGUAGCCGCCCUCAGCGACGACAACGACAAGCUGCCAGAAGUUCUCUGCCCAGCGCAGCCGCCAGUGUCCUUCUCUGACGAGAGUUUGCCGGAAUUCCUCAAGAUUGAGACGCGCUUCUCAUUCGAUGACUUCGUUCCUGCGAAAUCAAUCUCGCGCACUCGCAGAGGCAUCGUUUUCAAUCGCUCUGAACCGACGAAGAAAAGGCCCGUCAGUGCUGCGCGAAAGCCAAUGCCUACUUCGUCGCUCAAAAAAACAAAAUCGGACCCUGCUCUUCGUCCGAGCCGAGUGCGAACUCCUGUCGAUCGUCAGAAAGCCCCUUCUUCUGCUGAAACGAAGAAGCGACCCAUUUCGAGGGUCGACGCUGCGAGUGAGCCAAAGAAAAGAAAGACAGAGAGUCCAAAAAGUUCUGCCAAUAAGAGCGCUCUUGAUUCCUCGAUUGAGAACGAAGUCCGUCAAGAAAAGCCUCUUCCUCGAUACAUGCAGGCAACGGCAACGUCGGCCAAGCAGUCUCGCAUUCGGCAGAAAAAAGCCGAAGACAGGCGCAAGGAGAACAGCCAAAGAUUGAAGGAGUUGAAGGAACGCCAGCAAAACAUACAUAAAAAACCCUUCCCCUUCAAAAGUUCUCCAUAA